Molecule: messenger RNA, 1556 nt
Organism: Lathyrus oleraceus (garden pea)
Lineage: Eukaryota; Viridiplantae; Streptophyta; Magnoliopsida; Fabales; Fabaceae
Product: homogentisate solanesyltransferase, chloroplastic
Exons: 10
Coding region: 114-1283 (389 amino acids)
Cellular component (GO): membrane
Molecular function (GO): prenyltransferase activity
Source: RefSeq, a predicted model, not a curated record
GAUUUGAAGAAGUGGUAGAACGAUUUUGACCCCACAUAAGCAAGAACACUUCCUCCUCCUCCAGCAACGUUUGUGUGUCUGAGAUUGUGAGGGAGUUCUGUCUUCAGCUCCUUAUGGAGCUCUCUACUUCUUCUUCAUAUUCACAUUCUUCUAUAAUUCCCACACGUAAUUCCAUCUCCUACUACUCUUUGAAACCACCCACUUCUGUCAAGUCCACAAUUUCCAGACACCUUCGUUCAAUUGGGCUUUACCAUCAUCACCAUCAUCACACAAGUUUCUCAACUUUUGUUUCAAAACCAAAGCAACAACAUAGACCUAUUUCCAUCAGGGCUGGCAGUGAAGUUGGAGCUGCUGGAUCUGAUCGUCCAUUUGCUGACAAAGUUUUAGAUUUGAAAGAUGCAUUCUGGAGAUUUUUGAGGCCACAUACUAUACGUGGUACAGCACUAGGAUCUGCUGCUUUGGUGUCAAGAGCGUUGAUUGAGAACUCAAAUAUGAUAAAGUGGUCUCUUUUGCUUAAAGCAUUCUCCGGUCUUUUUGCUCUGAUUUGUGGGAACGGUUAUAUAGUUGGUAUCAAUCAAAUAUAUGACAUUAGUAUUGACAAGGUAAACAAGCCUUAUUUACCUAUAGCUGCAGGAGAUCUUUCGGUUCAAUCUGCAUGGUUCUUGGUUAUAUUUUUUGCAGCAGCUGGCCUAUUAAUCGUAGGAUUGAACUUUGGACCCUUCAUUUUUUCUCUUUACUCCCUUGGCCUUUUUCUUGGUACUAUCUAUUCCGUUCCUCCGCUUAGGAUGAAACGCUUUCCUGUCGCAGCAUUUCUUAUUAUUGCUACGGUACGAGGUUUUCUACUUAACUUUGGGGUGUACUAUGCUACUAGAGCUGCUCUUGGACUUGCUUUUGAGUGGAGCUCUUCUGUGGUUUUUAUCACAACUUUCGUAACAUUUUUCGCGUUGGUAAUUGCUAUAACAAAAGAUCUUCCAGAUGUUGAAGGUGAUCGCAGGUAUCAGAUAUCGACCUUCGCUACAAAAUUAGGAGUUCGGAACAUUUCUUUCCUUGGUGCUGGAAUUUUGCUAAUGAACUAUGUUGUUAGCAUAUUGGCAGCAAUUUAUAUGCCACAGGCUUUCAGGCGAUGGUUACUGAUUCCAGCUCAUACAAUUUUCGCAUCAAGCUUGAUUUAUCAGGUGCAGAUAUUAGAAAAAGCAAAUUAUACAAAGGAAGCAAUAUCAGGAUUCUAUAGAUUCAUAUGGAAUCUAUUUUAUGCUGAGUAUGCUUUAUUUCCUUUCAUCUAGGGGCACGAUUGCAUCCGAAAAGGUAGCGCGGUUGCUUGACCAAAGCCAAUCAAUAAGACAUAUCUGGAUCCUAGUGCUUUAGAGAUGGUUUGAUAAGAAAGAUCUUGUAUUGAGUAUCUACUCGUAAGUUAAUCAUAUUUUUUUAAACAAGUUUUUGUAUAUAGCGUAGUGUUUCUUUUUAAUUUGAUGUAAUGCCAUGAGAAUUGUAUACAUCAGGCAGAUUUCAUAAUGUUUCAAACAAUAGUUAUCAUUUUUUAACCAUCCUUUCGAACA